Molecule: messenger RNA, 2092 nt
Organism: Vicugna pacos (alpaca)
Lineage: Eukaryota; Metazoa; Chordata; Mammalia; Artiodactyla; Camelidae
Gene: CLEC14A
Product: C-type lectin domain containing 14A
Biological process (GO): cell migration
Cellular component (GO): extracellular matrix; external side of plasma membrane
Molecular function (GO): extracellular matrix protein binding; extracellular matrix binding
Source: RefSeq, a predicted model, not a curated record
GGGCGGUGCCCGCGCUCUAGGGACAGCUUCACGCCCUCGGGCGGGACAGAAACAAGCUGAGAGCAGUUGUGGGCGCAGGGCCUCCAAAAUGAGGCCGGCGUUCGCCCUGUGCCUCCUGUGGCAGGCGUUCUGGCCCCGGCCGGGCCAUGGCGAACACCCCACCGCCGACCGCGCGGGCUGCUCGGCCUCGGGGGCCUGCUACAGCCUGCACCACGCCACCUUCAAGCGGCAGGAGGCCGAAGAGGCCUGCAACCUGCGCGGCGGGGCGCUCAGCACCGUGCGCGGGGGCGCCGAGCUCCGCGCGGUGCUCGCUCUCCUGCGGGCAGGCCCGCGGCCCGGAGAGGGCUUCAAAGACCUUCUAUUCUGGGUGGCGCUGGAGCGCAGGCGAUCCCACUGCACCCUGGAGAACGAGCCGUUGCGGGGUUUCUCUUGGCUGUCCCCCGACGUCGGCGAGUCAGAAAGCGACACGCUGCAGUGGGUGGAGGAGCCCCAACGCUCCUGCACCGCUCGCAGUUGCGCGGGACUCCAGGCCACCGGGGGAAUCGAGCCCGCAGGCUGGAAGGAGAUGCGAUGCCAGCGGCGCGCCGACGGCUACCUGUGCAAGUACCAGUUUGAGGGCUUGUGCCCCGCUCCGCACCCCGGGGCCGCUUCUAACUUGAGCUACCGCGCGCCCUUUCAACUCUACAGCGCGGCGCUGGACUUCAGUCCCCCCGGGACCAAGGUGAGUGCGCUCUGCCCGGGGCAGCUCUCCAUCACAGCCACCUGCACCGCGGACGAGGUCGGCGCGCGCUGGGACAGGAUACCCUCCGGGGCCGUGCUCUGUCCCUGUCCCGGGAGAUACCUCCGUGCUGGCAGAUGCGCGGAGCUCCCUGACUGCCUAGAUGACUUGGGAGGCUUUGCUUGUGAAUGUGCUGCGGGCUUUGUGCUGGGGAAAGACGGACGCUCUUGUGUAACCAGUGGGGAAGGACAGCCGGCCCCUGGAGGGACCAAGGUGCCCACCUGGCACCCAGCAGCCACUGCAGCCAGCCCCGUGCCGAAGAGAACGUGGUCACCCAGUGUCCAGGAGGAGUCAAGACAGACACCCCGUGCCCCCGGACAAGGCCUUUCAGCAACAUCUAUUCCCGAGAUUCCUGGGUGGGGAGAGCAGAGCACGAUAUCUACCCUUCAAAUGUCCCCUCAAACUGAGUCAAAGGCCGACGUCACCAAUUCAGGAAGGGUGAUUCCGAAGCCUAAUUCCACAUCUUCCUCUGACAGUCCCCAGGCUUUGGAUUCCUCCUCCACCGUGGUCUUACUACUUGUUAGCAUAGCGGUAGUAGUGUUGGUGAUACUGACCAUGACAGUGCUGGGGCUUUUCAAACUCUGCUUCCACAAGAGCCCUUCCCCUCCGCCAAGAAAGGGGCCUUUGGCCCCACGGGGCAUAGAGAGUGAUGCUGAGGCUGCUGCUCUGAACUCUAAUUCUGUACAUUGCACAGACAACGGGGUUAAGGUCAGGGACUGUGGUCUGCAGGACAGAGUCGAGGGAGCCUCACUGACAGGCUCCUCUCUUGGCUCUGGGGACACAUAGGGAAACAGGGAACAAUGAGCACUUCUGGUGAGCAGAGUUUUUCACUUUCAGUGAAAAGAGAAAAGGAGAAGAGGAACUUAUUUGUGCGACUGACAUUACCUACAAAAAUUUCCCUUCUAAAUUCCCUCUACUCCACUGAGGAGCUAAAUCUGAACUGGGCACGACUUCCCUGAAGAUGGAGAAACUGGAAGUGCCUUAGGGUGGUGGAGGGAGUGGGGCAGAAUCCUACCAGGGGGAGAUAUUUCUUGUGUUUAUUCUGAGAGAUUUGGAGAGGUGAUUGAACUUUUUAAGACACGAGAAGCAAAUACAUUUUUAAUUUUCUUUUUUGCCAAAAUAGAAAGGAAAUCUGUCUGCAUUGUUCAGACUGGGAGUAUAUUGGUUUGAAAUUCCCAGGCCGAAAAUAAAGGAUUGUUGAUAACCCAAACUCAAAAUCAUUGGUGUCCCAGACGGGUGAUUAUUCAGGAGGAACAGCUGAGGGGCAUGCUGGGAAUAGCAGCAAGAGUGCCUCCUGCAUUUAGGCUGAGUGGG